Acomys russatus (golden spiny mouse) is the source of this 4351-nucleotide messenger RNA. Its product is annotated as aldehyde oxidase 4. The record is from RefSeq and is a predicted model, not a curated record. Bases 79 to 4086 code for a protein of 1335 amino acids. The transcript has 35 exons. NCBI's taxonomy places the organism in Eukaryota, Metazoa, Chordata, Mammalia, Rodentia, Muridae. Gene Ontology annotation, molecular function: FAD binding; oxidoreductase activity; 2 iron, 2 sulfur cluster binding.
AGCUGCAAUAGAUAAGCAGAUACAUCUGCCAGGGGAGCGCUGCUGUCAUUCUUGUGUUCUGGGCAUUCCAUUGACACGAUGCCUUCUGCUGCUGAUUCUGACACGCUGAUUUUUUUUGUGAAUGGAAGAAAGGUCACAGAGGAGAAUGCUGAUCCUGAAAUGACUCUACUGUCCUACCUAAGGAAAGUUAUCCGUAUGACAGGCACUAAAUACGGCUGUGGGAGCGGAGGCUGCGGUGCCUGUACAGUGAUGGUGUCGAGAUAUGAUCCCAAGAAAAAGAAGGUCCACCACUCCCCAGCAACAGCGUGCCUGGUACCCAUCUGCUCUCUCCAUGGGGCAGCCAUUACCACAGUGGAAGGUGUGGGAAGCAUCAAAAAGAGGAUUCACCCUGUGCAGGAACGGCUUGCCAAGUGUCAUGGCACGCAGUGUGGAUUCUGCAGCCCCGGGAUGGUGAUGUCCAUCUACACGCUGCUCAGGAACCACCCGGAGCCGACACCUGAUCAGAUCACAGAGGCUCUUGGAGGUAAUUUGUGCCGAUGCACCGGCUACCGACCGAUUGUAGAGAGCGGGAAGACAUUUUCUUCGGAGGCUACUGUUUGCCAAAUGAAGGGGUCUGGGAAGUGCUGCUUGGAUUCAGAUGACAGGUCUUUAGUGAGCAGAGAGGAAAAAAUGUGUACCAAACUGUACAAUGAAGAUGAGUUCCAGCCCUUGGACCCAUCGCAGGAACCUAUAUUUCCUCCUGAGCUGAUCAGAAUGGCAGAGGACCCAAACAAGCGGAGGCUGACGUUCCGAGGGCCGAGGGCCACCUGGAUCAUGCCCGUGACCUUGAAGGGCCUCCUGGAACUGAAAGCCAGCUACCCCAAAGCCCCACUGGUCAUGGGGUACACUGCAGUAGGACUCCGUAUUAAAUUUAAUGAUGAAUUCUACCCAGUUUUUAUAUCCCCACUUGGGCUUCCAGAACUGCAUUUUGUGAGCACCUCAGAUAACGGGGCAACCAUAGGGGCAGGAUACAGCCUGGCACAGCUGAGCGAUGCCUUGGAUUUUCUGGUUUCGGAGCAACCGGAGGAGAAGACCAAGACCUACCGGGCCCUUUUGAAGCAUCUGAGGACACUUGCAGGGCCCCAGAUUAGGAAUAUGGCUACUUUAGGAGGGCAUGUGGUGAGCCGGCCUAAUUUUUCUGACCUCAACCCCAUUUUAGCAGCUGGAGACGCUACCAUCAAUGUCAUAUCUAAAGAAGGAGAACGGCAGAUCCCUUUAAAUGGCCCUUUCCUUGAGGGGGCGCCUGAGGCCGACUUGAAACCAGAAGAGGUUGUGGUGUCUGUUUCCAUUCCUUACUGUACCAAGUGGCACUUUGUGUCAGGACUCCGGCUGGCCCAACGUCAGGAAAAUGCCUUUGCCAUUGUCAACGCCGGCAUGAGUGUGAAGUUUGAGGAAGGUACGGACACAAUCAAGGAUCUGCAGAUGUUCUUCGGCAGUGUUGCCCCCACUGUGGUCUCUGCGAGCCGAACCUGCAAGCAGCUUGUUGGGCGGCAAUGGGACGACCAGAUGCUGAGCGAUGCGUGCCAGUGGGUCCUGGAGGAGAUCCGCAUCCCACCGGCGGCUGAGGGCGGCAUGGUGGAGUACCGACGCACCCUCAUCAUCAGCCUGCUCUUCAAAUUCUACCUCAAAGUGCGGAGGUGGCUGAAUAGAAUGGAUCCCCAGAAGUUUCCUGACAUCCCAGAAAAGUUUGUGAGUGCUCUAGAUGACUUCCCCAUAGAAACACCCCAAGGAAUCCAGAUGUUCCAGUGUGUGGAUCCCAACCAACCCAAGCAAGAUCCAGUUGGGCACCCAGUCAUGCACCAGUCGGCCAUUAAACAUGCCACAGGGGAAGCUAUAUUUGUUGAUGACUUGCCUCCCAUUGACCAAGAACUUUUCCUUGCCGUAGUCACCAGUACCAGGGCCCAUGCAAAGAUCACAUCACUCGAUGUGUCGGAAGCCCUGGCGUGUCCAGGCGUAGUGGAUGUGAUUACAGCCGAGGAUGUCCCGGGAGAUAAUAACCACAGUGGAGAGGUUCUCUACGCGCAUGAUGAGGUCAUUUGCGUGGGUCAGAUCGUCUGCACUGUGGCUGCUGACACCUAUGCCCACGCAAAAGAAGCAGCUAAACGCGUGAAACUUGCUUACAAUGACAUCGAUCCAGAGAUCAUCACAAUAGAGGAAGCCCUAGAACACGAUUCUUUUCUUUCUUCUGAGAAAAAAAUUGAACAAGGAAAUGUAGACAGUGCCUUCAAACAAGUGGACCAAAUCAUUGAAGGUGAGAUCCACGUGGAAGGCCAGGAACAUUUUUACAUGGAGACGCAAAGUAUCGUGGCUAUCCCACAAACGGAAGACAAAGAGAUGGUGUUACAUGUAGGGACACAGUUUCCAACCCACGUGCAGGAGUUUGUGUCUGCAGCCUUAAAGGUCCCGAGGAGUAGAAUUGCCUGCCACAUGAAAAGGGCUGGAGGAGCCUUUGGGGGCAAAGUGACCAAGCCCGCUCUACUGGGAGCUGUCUGUGCUGUGGCCGCCAACAAGACUGGCCGCCCAGUCCGCUUUGUCCUAGAGCGAGGUGAUGACAUGCUGAUAACCGCGGGCCGCCACCCACUCCUGGGAAAAUACAAAAUUGGGUUCAUGAAUAAUGGAGAGAUCAAGGCAGCUGACGUAGAGUAUUACAUCAAUGGAGGAUGCACCCCCGAUGAGUCUGAGUUGGUGAUAGAAUUUAUUGUGCUGAAAUCUGAAAAUGCAUAUAAUAUUCCAAAUUUCCGGUGCCGGGGCAGGGCUUGCAAGACAAACUUGCCGUCCAACACAGCCUUCCGAGGGUUUGGCUUCCCCCAAGCUACAGUGGUCGUGGAGGCGUACAUAACUGCGGUGGCAGCUAAGUGUAACUUACUCCCUGAAGAGGUUAAAGAAAUAAAUAUGUAUAAGCGAACUAGCAAGACAGCCUAUAAGCAGACAUUUAACCCAGAGCCCCUGCGAAGAUGCUGGAAAGAAUGUCUGGAGAAGGCGUCGUUCUACGCUAGGAAGCAGGCUGCAGAGGAGUUUAACAAAAAGAAUUAUUGGAAGAAGAGGGGGCUUGUUGUCACCCCCAUGAAGUACAGCAUUGGGAUCCCCAUAGCCUUCUACCACCAGGCAGCCGCUCUGGUGAACAUCUACUUAGAUGGUUCCGUCCUGCUGACUCAUGGUGGCUGUGAGCUGGGACAAGGCCUACACACCAAAAUGAUUCAGGUGGCCAGUCGAGAACUCAACAUCCCACAGUCAUACGUGCACCUGUCGGAAACCAGCACCGUCACUGUGCCCAACGCUGUCUUCACCGCAGGCUCCAUGGGGACGGACGUCAAUGGAAAGGCCGUACAGAAUGCCUGCCAAAUUCUUCUGGACCGUCUCCGUCCCAUCAUCAGGAAAAACCCUAAAGGAAAGUGGGAAGAAUGGGUCGCAAAAGCCUUUGAAGAAUCCAUCAGCCUCUCGGCCACGGGGUAUUUCAAAGGCUACCAGACAAACAUGGACUGGAAGAAGGGAGAAGGCGAUGCCUACCCGUACUACGUCUACGGCGCAGCCUGCUCUGAAGUUGAAGUCGACUGUCUGACUGGGGCACACAAGCUCCUGAGAACUGACAUCUUCAUGGACGCCGCCUUCAGCAUAAACCCCGCCCUGGAUAUCGGGCAGAUUGAGGGAGCGUUUAUCCAAGGCAUGGGAUUCUACACCAUAGAGGAGCUGAAGUACUCCCCAGGGGGUAUGCUCCGCUCUCGGGGCCCAGAGGACUACAAAAUCCCCACCGUCACUGAGAUACCACUGGAGUUCUACGUCACUCUGGUGCGCUCUCGGAAUCCCAUAGCCAUCUAUUCGUCCAAGGGAUUAGGUGAGGCUGGCAUGUUCAUGGGGUCCUCGGUUUUGUUUGCCAUAUACGAUGCAGUGACUGCUGCCCGCAGGGAGAGAGGACUGAGUGACAUCUUCCCCUUGAAUAGCCCAGCAACACCUGAAGUGAUUCGCAUGGCUUGUACAGACCAAUUUACUGACAUGAUUCCCAGAGACGACCCUUCAACAUUCACACCUUGGUCCAUCCAUGUGUCUUAAUCUAGUGUCUUUGAGAAAAAGAAAGAGCAUACAACUGAUUCAGAUGAGCCUCAAAUCAGAGCAGCAUACAGGUUGACUACAAUUUGCCAAGCACGAUUUUACUGUUAUUCUCUGUGAUUAGUUGAUUGUGUGAUUACAUAUUAUUAAGAUGUAGAUUUUUACCAAGUAGUGUGACAAAUCUUAGAAUCAGACAUUCUGAUUUAGCUUUUAUUAGCCUGGAAAUAUGCAUCAUGGUGGCUUUUAAACCUGGCGAUGUUCUAUUGAC